This is a messenger RNA of Gossypium raimondii (Peruvian cotton), 1478 nucleotides long. RefSeq names its product WRKY transcription factor 22. The record is from RefSeq and is a predicted model, not a curated record. The transcript is spliced from 3 exons. Gene Ontology annotation, molecular function: transcription cis-regulatory region binding; DNA-binding transcription factor activity. Gene Ontology annotation, cellular component: nucleus. Lineage: Eukaryota; Viridiplantae; Streptophyta; Magnoliopsida; Malvales; Malvaceae. Gene Ontology annotation, biological process: regulation of DNA-templated transcription. Bases 169 to 1176 code for a protein of 335 amino acids.
UUUUUUGCUUUCUCUCUUGCAGCCAUUAAAAAGUCAGCGCCUUGUUUUGUCGUCUUCUCUCUGUUUUCUAACAGUUUCUUGCCAUAGGAGUCAGCUCAGCUGCAGAUUUCAGAGGCUUUUUAUUUUUAUUAUAUUUUUUUGAAACAGAGAGGAAGCGAUACUGGUCUCAUGGAAGUUGAUUGGGAUUUGCAUGCGGUGGUCAGAGGUUGCGCCACUGUUACAGCAACCAGUAACGGUGGUGUUGGAAGCGGUUAUUCCAUGGCGGAUUUGCACCCUCCUCAGUCUGGUGUUUCUUCGUUUGGAAGUGAAGAAGCUUUUGAGGGUCAUGCUUUGUCUUCCCCAAAUCAGUUGGAAGAAUUGCAUGAGCUUUACAAGCCUUUCUUCCCCAAAUCUCAGCCACUUUCCCCACAGAGCACGCCUUUAUCUUCACUUUCUUCUAUCAGCUUCUCUAAAGAAGCGCGGAUAGAAGAGCAACAGCAGCAAUCUAAGCUGUCUCUCGCUGCCUCUGUUACCACUGCUAUUACUGCACCUACUAACAAUUCUGCGACUUCCACUUCUCAUAAUUCUCGAUCUAAAAGAAGGAAGAACCAGCUAAAAAAGGUUUGCCAAGUCCCAACAGAAGGGAUCUCUUCAGACGUGUGGGCAUGGAGAAAAUAUGGACAAAAGCCUAUCAAAGGCUCCCCUUAUCCAAGGGGAUAUUACAGAUGUAGCACCUCGAAAGGAUGUUUGGCCCGAAAACAAGUGGAACGGAGCAGAACCGACCCGGCUAUGUUCAUAGUCACAUACACAGCUGAGCACAACCACCCUGCUCCGACGCACCGCAAUUCACUCGCGGGCAGUACCCGCCAGAAGCCUUGCACCUCACAAACACCCACCGCCGGCGACUCCGUCAAACCCUUCUCUGCCAAACCCGCCGGAAGCUCAUCUCUAACUACCUCCGUGGAUGAAGAACUCAUGGUUCAAAAUACAAAGGCGGGGAGCAGAGAGGAUUUGGUUGAAGAUGAAGGGGAAGAUGAUUUUGGGAUGUCAGACACGGCGGUGAGUGAUGAUUUCUUCGAGGGUUUAGAAGGAAUCGCUGACAUGGUCACUGGUAAUUGUUUUUCUGAUCGUUUUCAGCCGAGCUUUGACCUUCCCUGGAUAGCCAGCAAUGCAGCUACUGCCGCCGGUGGCGUUUAAGAAUCGUCCUGGAACAUUGCUUUUGAUGCUUGUAUAUGCCUUACAUUUCAAAAGGUAGAGGGAAUUGGAUUGUACCCCGUUGUUAGAAUCUAAGCCGAAAAUGCUUUUUGUUCAGUACCUUUUUAGGAUUCCAUUAACGAGUCUUGUAGACAAAAAUAGUUUCCUAUUUCGUGUAAAGUUAGCUACAGAGUUAGGAGAAGUAAUACUUUUAGGAACCUUUUUUAAUUUUUUUAGUAUUUUCUGAUACAACUAAAGUGGGAAAUUGCUCAUUAAUUUAUCAGGUUCAUGGCCAUCUUCGAUUA